CCUUCUCCCUCACCAUGGCUGGGCUGAGGUGGCCGCUGCCCGUGGCCCUGCUGGCGCUGAGUUUCUGCUUUGUCGUUGGCGCUCGGAGAUUCUGCAGUACUGAAGCAUUGGUGAGAACUGGAAAGCUCUUUCCUAAAGAAGGUACAGCUGACGGGGACAACCUGUUUUUUGACUCUGUUACACCUCUGUUGAUUCGGCAUCCCUGCAACCAAGAACUAGCUCUCUUUGUGGGACAUCAAGUUUUUCUUUCGAAAAACAACUUUGAAAGUAGCCUUAUUCCACUUUCCAUCCCUAAAAAAAUGCAGGCGGGAAUUCCCAAGAUCUCAUCAAUUAUUUAUUCAUCAUCACGAUUAGUAAUGAUAAUAAAUGGAAAAGUCUUUGGUUAUGAUUAUAACAAGAAGACCUGGGAUGCUGCUAGAGGUGUUGAGACUAAAGUUUCAACUCUUUCUGGUGAACACUGCUGCUAUAGCGUAGAAUACCACUGUUCAACUGUAAGUCAUUAUAUUUAUGCAUAUUCGAGAGGAAAACUUGAUGAUAGCAGCCACAUAUAUUUUUCAACCAGUGCAGGAUUGGAAUUUGAAGAAUUGGUUUUGGAAAAUAAGGUAAAUCAAAUGAAUUAUUUAGAAGGUGCCUUUUACUUUCAUUCUGUAUCGAACACCGGACUGCUUUAUAGUAAUGGAGUAGAUCAGGGAGUUUUUAAGUUUACCAGGCACCCGUUAGGAAAAAUCAUGCUGUCGCCGUUCACUAUGGCCUUUUCAGAAACCGUGACCAGCCUUCGCCCUCCAGGAUUGAAGGGGAUCAUAAUUUUCUGGACGAAAAGAGACAUGAAAAUUUCAUUUAAUUGUGGUCAGACUAUGGAUCCUGUUAUUAUUUGGAGGACAAGACGUUUUCCCCACACUUCCAUUUCUGCAAUCAACAGCUCUCUGUUCUACGUUACAGCCUCCGAAACGGAGCUGGCAGCUUUAACGGAGGAUUACCAGUUGUUUUAUGGCAGUAUGGGGUUGCAGCAAACUACUCUGAUCCAUAUUAAAAGAGAAUCUCUCUGGGUAAACGGAUCGGCUUUCAUGUUUCUUCGGACUGGAGUCCUUGAAAUAAUAAAGCCCCUGAAGGACCCUGGUUUGCGGGCUUUUGACUUUGACCAGUGUACUGUGAAUAUUCAGACUCUUGUCUUUGGCGCUGACCCCAAGCUGCCAGAGUGUCCGAUGGAAAUUCUCUCCGGACAGUUUUCAAACCAAAUGUACGUGAUAGACUUGGGUGAAAACAUGGAGUUGAGUGCUGCCUUUGUGCCCAAGCCAUCCAGGGGGACAUUUCCCAUCGUAACUGUGAGCAAUCCCCAUUCGCUUGGAUUCCAAGUUCAGAUCUUGGAAAAUGGCUACACCUCUGAUGGAAACAUUCAGUUCAUACUGAAAAUAGCAUUAGUUCAGCAACACAUUUCUGAGAAGACCGAGAAGGAUUUCACUUCCAGCCAGAAGCUAUCGAGCUUAUCUACCGUCACGGUGGACAUAGCGUACAAAGGCGUUUCCUGUAUAGAUCUCCAGCCCCUGACAGCUCUCAUUGUUCUUGGAUGUCCCCUGAAUAAAAGGAUCGAAGUUGUACGGGACAUCACAGUCUGCAACAGAGGCAUCAUGAACACAAAGGUCCUGGUGGAAAACUUCGCCUACACUAUCAGCAAGAAAAUCUACGACCCUUCCUUGAUGGGCGGUGAGAAUGAAGCUAAGGAAGACCGUGUCGUCCCGUACAACUACACACAGAUGGGGUGUCCUGCCCUGGUGUAUCACAAUUUCCCGUGGCGACCGCAGCUUGAACUGUGGCACGAUCAAACUUUUCUGGGCUAUAUUACCUCAGAGUUUGUCAUCCUGGAAGUGAACGGGAUUUUUGACUACACCUAUUUGUUGUCGGUCAAGGAAGCCAAGUGUGAAUCACAGCCGCAGAACUGGACUUCCGUAAUAAAAAGUUCCCGCCACAAAACACCGUUUUCUUGGAAUAGGGAGAAUUACGUCUCCUGCCACCAGAACAACAGCGAAGCACCUCUGAAGUGGCUGGGCCUCCCGUACGAAGUCCUGGGGGGCAGUACGUCCAACAGAGUUGUUUUUGCCAGAAGGAAUGGCUAUUACAUCUUUUCCAUCUCUGUCGUGGACCACAAUAUCAGCUACUGCAACUUGUCAACAACCUUCAGUAUUUACGUCUAUGGGGCCCUGCCUCGUUCUGUCAUUCCAGCCAUCCCGGUCGGAGCCGUUUUGUCGGUGCUCGGCUUCUUCUCCUUGUACAUGACGUACAGGGAACCGAACAAGUUACAGAUGAUAGAAGAAUCCAAGUGGACGCUACUUAAUAAAUCUCUGGGCAGUACUUUAAACAACUUGACCAGAGAUGGGCGGCGGAGUCCCAGGAGAGUCCUGGCCAAGUGGUAGAGGGGAGGGUAAAAUGGUUCAAAUAAAACGUG
Tachyglossus aculeatus (Australian echidna) is the source of this 2440-nucleotide messenger RNA. It is a transcript of the gene CATSPERD, whose product is annotated as cation channel sperm associated auxiliary subunit delta. The transcript has 22 exons. Lineage: Eukaryota; Metazoa; Chordata; Mammalia; Monotremata; Tachyglossidae. Gene Ontology annotation, cellular component: sperm principal piece; CatSper complex. Bases 15 to 2408 code for a protein of 797 amino acids. Gene Ontology annotation, biological process: flagellated sperm motility; sperm capacitation. The record is from RefSeq and is a predicted model, not a curated record.